Molecule: messenger RNA, 343 nt
Organism: Myotis myotis
Lineage: Eukaryota; Metazoa; Chordata; Mammalia; Chiroptera; Vespertilionidae
Product: UPF0184 protein C9orf16-like
Exons: 1
Coding region: 31-303 (90 amino acids)
Source: RefSeq, a predicted model, not a curated record
CUCGUGGCCUCUGCGGCGCCCGAGCCCGCGAUGUCGGGCCCCAAUAUGGGAAUGCCGGUGGUACCGAGCAGGGAAGACGAGGAUGACAGCUUUGGGGAAGCAGAAUACGCUGCCAUCAACUCCAUGUUGGACCAGAUCAACUCCUGCCUGGACCACCUGGAAGAGCAGAACGACCACCUCCAGGCCCGCCUCCAGGAGCUGCUGGAGUCCAACCGGCAGACGCGCCUGGAGCUCCAGCAGCAGCUGGGGGAGGACCCCGACGACGAAGACGACUACGACUACGACUACGAUGCCAGCACUUAGGCUCCAGGAGCCUCCAGGCAGCCCUCACCCUGCCUCCAGG